ACGGCCUGGAGACGUCACCUAACCAGGGAGGUCACGUGCCCUCGCUUCCUGCUCCGUACAGCCGGUUUCAGUUGGGUGCGUCUGUCGCUGUAAAAUACGGAUUAUAUUAUUCGCAUUUAAAUACGCAGUCAAAUAAAAAUAGAAUAAACCAAAAUAAGCACUAUGUCAAUCUUCCCAGAGCUUUACUUCAACGUGGAUAACGGCUACUUGGAAGGGCUGGUCCGGGGUUUCAAAGCAGGAAUUCUGUCUCAGGGAGAUUAUCUGAAUCUUGUUCAGUGCGAGUCACUGGAAGACCUGAAGUUGCAUCUACAAAGCACAGAUUAUGGGAAUUUUUUGGCAAACGAGGCCUCUCCCCUCACCGUAUCUGUCAUUGAUGACAAGCUAAAGGAGAAGAUGGUGGUGGAGUUUCGCCACAUGAGGAACCAGUCCUACGAGCCACUGGCCAGCUUCCUUGAUUUUAUCACGUACAGUUACAUGAUUGACAAUGUUAUCCUUUUAAUUACUGGCACAUUGCAUCAACGAUCCAUCUCGGAGCUGGUUCCAAAGUGCCAUCCCUUGGGAAGCUUUGAGCAGAUGGAGGCUGUGAAUAUUGCACAGACACCUGAAGAGCUUUAUAAUGCUAUCUUGGUAGAUACUCCCCUAGCUGCGUUUUUCCAGGACUGUAUAUCUGAGCAGGAUCUUGAUGAAAUGAACAUUGAAAUUAUUAGAAAUACAUUGUACAAAGCAUACUUAGAGUCUUUCUACAAGUUCUGUUAUACAUUGGGAGGUACAACCGCAGACACCAUGUGUCCUAUUCUUGAAUUUGAAGCGGACAGACGAGCUUUCAUCAUCACCAUAAACUCUUUUGGAACUGAGCUGUCAAAAGAAGACCGCGCUAAGCUCUUUCCUCAUUGUGGCAAGCUGUACCCAGAAGGGCUAGCACAGUUGGCUAGGGCAGACGACUACGAGCAAGUCAAAGCGGUGGCAGACUACUAUCCUGAAUACAAACUUCUUUUUGAAGGAGCUGGAAGCAAUCCUGGAGACAAAACCCUUGAGGACAGGUUCUUUGAACACGAGGUGAAGCUGAACAAGCUGGCAUUUCUGAACCAGUUUCACUUCAGUGUGUUUUACGCUUAUGUGAAACUGAAGGAGCAGGAGUGCAGGAACAUCGUGUGGAUUGCAGAAUGCAUCGCUCAAAGACACCGAGCCAAGAUCGACAACUACAUUCCUAUCUUCUAAAUCUCCAGUCCUGCAACCCUGCAUUCAUAGAUGGUACCCAUCUCACUGUAUUGAUCAGCGAUUGUAUGGUCAUUUACAAAAUGGGCAGGAAAUCAAACAAAAAAAGAAUCGUGCUGUCUCACCAUUUAAAAAAACAAAACUAAAAAAAACACAUCUUGAGUUGUAGUUAUUUUAUAUCUGCUGUUUGUGUUUUGAUUUGAUUUAACACUAAAUGUACAGUACAGUGAUUUAUGUUUCUAUCUAGCCAGCAGUAGCACAGCUCCCAUAUUGGUUCUGUAUCUGCAGACAAGCAUGUUUUCAACAAGUAACUUAUAAGGGAAGGUAUUAGUUGAUACAGUUUCUGCUUAUGUUAACAUUUGCUGCAUUUUAUUUCAGCAUUACCUAAGUAAUCCACAAAAAUAAUCCCAUUAAAUGUUUUUCUGAUUACUUUUUGCCCAUAAAGGAACAGGAUAGUGGAAAGUUAAUUUGAGUCUGUUUACUUGACUGUACAACAUCAGUGUUUUGGUGCUGUGCUAGUUAUACUUUAAUUUGUGACAAAACUUAAGAUGUUUGAGUUAACCAUUGUUGUGACAGGAGUUUGUUCAUUGUGACUCGAGACUAUUGUAGUACAGGUGUGUUGUUAUGCGAGAAUUAAUCUGGAUCAUACUGAGGCUGCAUGAAGGACCCCCUCCUUUAUUUUCUUCAAAGUCCUGUCAGAUCCUUGCAUCACGACAAGGCAGUUUGAUAUUAAGUGCAGCUGUUCUGCACUUGGGCCUGGCAGAAUACUGAAUUUGAAUUAUUCAUAGUCCUGCAUAUUACAAAUGGAACAUUAACCCGAAGAGAACAAGGACUUUUUUAUUUUUCAUGUUGGCUAGAUAACUUAUGCAAGUAUUACAUUAAGGGCCAUGUUCGUAAAUCAUUCAUAUGAUAUUUACAUUUACAACCAUAACUAAUGCUUUAUGAAGAUGGACCUUGGCGCAUGUUUUUGAUUCAUGAAUCGAAACAGUAAGAGAGGUUUAAUCCCUGUAGCCUUUUUGUUUUAAAUUCAAAACGUGGUAAUACAUUUUGUUAUGUUGUGCUAUUUGAGAUUACGUAUGAAUUUUCAAUGCAGCAAACUUCCAGUAGCAGCUGAAAAACUUGUCUUGGAUAAAGAAAGGUAUUUACCAGGUGCUGUGGUUGGAGCUUACUGUUUCUGCAUGUGGUAUUGAGGUGUUAUGUCAGCAUCUGCUGCAAACUGUUUACAGACACCGUUAUUACUGUUUUAUCCCUGUCAUGUCUAAAUGGCACAUUUUCCAUUCCUAAACAUGCAUUCUCAUUAGAGCGUCUUUCUGAACAGUAUUUGUUUGUUAUUUUAAAAUGUGAUUCGGUCUUAAGGGCGUCCCCUCAUUAUCUGCAAGAGCAUCAAAGCUCAAUCUGCCAUCAAUUUCAAUCUCAAGUUUUUAUGUAGAUUUCAUGAUCUCAAAAUCCUGCCCAAUGACUUAAUCUAAGUGAUGGAACCAAAAUCAGACAAAACAAGAUGGAUUAAAUGAUAUGUAUUUGAUAGUAUCCAUCUUUUUAAUCUCUUAUAUAGAGAGAGAAAAAAAAAAUUAAAGAUGCUUUGACCUUAAUUCAGCAUAAUACUGAUUAUAAUUCUUCAUAAUAUUGAUUGUUUAAAGCAACUUAUUGAAAAGGUAUGGCAGUGUUUUUUUUUAUUACAGUUAUCAUUAUUAUUGCAUAUCUAUCAUAAAGCAGUGCUGUAAUGUUGCAGGACACUCGGAACUGAACUACAGCUACUGCGUGCUGCAUGGUAUCUUUAAUCUGUGUUUGGUGAAGCAGCAGGAAAUAUAUUUAAAUGUUAGUAAACGUUCUUCAUAUAUUACAAAAAAUAAAAUAAAACUAUGAGAAAUGUCAUUAUUUUAAUGAGAAAGUAUGACAAGUGAGUGUGGUUUUAUUGGGAACAAAAGUUUGUUUUUGGUAAUGCAGUUAAAAUGGAAUGGUCCCAUUCUUAAUGCUCUGCAUUGUGUGGUGUCAUAAAGAUACAUCGAGUCCAGUAAACUGUAGAACUUGUCUAGAAGUGAUGUGUCGAUGGCUUUGUGUUGUGUGUGUGUUCCUUUACCUUGUAAAGCUGUAGAUCCCACUGGAGAAUAAAUUAAUAAUAACAGAAUUUUAAUUAUUUAAUGGAGUUGAUCUGAACGACAUUGUAUCGUUAUGAUAAAUGUGUAAUGGUUAUAAAAGCUCUAUGUCUGAUUCUUUAUAAGAACUUCCCUGUGGUGUAUAUAUUCAAUUUACUGACUUGCAUCAAAGACUAGUGAUGGGUGGUCUUGUUCUUAUUUCCUGUUUUUGUGAAUAUGUUAUUUCUCCUAAAUGUGACAAUAAAUAUUUACCUACAGUAAAA
Acipenser ruthenus (sterlet) is the source of this 3571-nucleotide messenger RNA. Its product is annotated as V-type proton ATPase subunit d 1. The transcript has 8 exons. The record is from RefSeq and is a predicted model, not a curated record. Bases 163 to 1218 code for a protein of 351 amino acids. Gene Ontology annotation, molecular function: proton-transporting ATPase activity, rotational mechanism. Gene Ontology annotation, biological process: vacuolar acidification; proton transmembrane transport; vacuolar transport. Gene Ontology annotation, cellular component: vacuolar proton-transporting V-type ATPase complex; lysosomal membrane; plasma membrane proton-transporting V-type ATPase complex. NCBI's taxonomy places the organism in Eukaryota, Metazoa, Chordata, Actinopteri, Acipenseriformes, Acipenseridae.